AUGAUACAGGAGGGCCAAGGAAAGCUCCCUGACUUUCAGGAUGGAACCAAAGUCACGUUCCACUACCAGACUCUUUGCAAUGACAAGGAGAACACCAUGCUGGAUGACAGCCAGCCAUGCGGCAAGCCCAUGGAGCUCAUCAUUGGCAAGAAGUUUAAGCUGCCCCUGUGGGAGACCAUCCUGCAUACCAUGUGGGAGGGGGAGAUUGCUCAGUUCUGCUGUGAUGUCAAGCAUGGUCCUAUAUCGGCUAUUGGCCAAGAGUUUACACAACAUUGCAGCCAGCAAGGACCUCCUGGAGGGCAUCACCCAGAUGCAGGAGCACAAUUCCCUGGGCCAUGCUGA
Rangifer tarandus platyrhynchus (Svalbard reindeer) is the source of this 342-nucleotide messenger RNA. Lineage: Eukaryota; Metazoa; Chordata; Mammalia; Artiodactyla; Cervidae. The record is from the annotation of a GenBank genome assembly.